AUGAGGAGUAACAGUGACUUAAAAAGAUAUGGGCCCGAAAGAGUACGAUAUACAACAAGAGAUCGUUCUAGCAGCCAGCCUCGGAAUUACAAAUAUCAUGGUUUUACAAAGAAGCAACACUUCACCCUAAAAACCGAUAGCAGAUUAAAAAUCGAAGAAAAGAAGUGAACUACAGAAGGUUCUUAUAAUUCAAAGAAUAGAGGAAAAACAAAAACUCAGUACAAGAGAUAUACUAAGAAAGAAGAGUCUGAAAAAUCUUUCCUCUGAUCCAAGAAGAAGAGAACCAGAAACCAAGCAACUGCAAAAACUAGGCAAAAGAUCAGGCCAAUAAUCACAAAAAAUAGCCAAUCUCUCAUGAGCCCUUCUAUCAAAAAAGAUAACAAAUCCAGGAUGAGUUGUUUGAACCAUAUAGAAACCCCUCCAACUACAAAGAUUAAUUUUAACAAAUAUAAAUAAAUUCUCUGCCAAUGUUGAAUCAAAGGAGAAUGGCAAAAGCCUAGUAAACAAGGUUAAGCACAGCAAAGAAAUUCAUAGAAUGUCAAACUUAAAAUCUGAUCGGAAUAGCAUUCUAGAAAGGAAGUAUCCUAAACUUCUUAGAAGGGAACCUGAACAUUCAGAGUGAGAAGAAUGCUCUCAAAGAUCACGAAUAGAAAGAACCUAUAAUCAUUUGCUUCUUAAAUCCUGAGAUUCAAGAUUAGAAAAUGACAAUGGUUCCCUUCAGAUGGAUAGCGACCCAUUGAGGAUCCAUAAUACACUUAAUUAUAAAAGAAAAACGAUAGUAGAAGAUUUGGAAGGGGAAAAUGAUUGUUCAGAUAUUGGAUACUCAACAAGAAUAGGAAAUGAUGGCUAUAAUAAAUACUUAUCUUUUCUAAUGACAGAACUUGAAAAAAUUGUGAAAGAAAAGAGUGGGUAUAAAGAGAAGUAUAAAAAAGCAAAACAAAAAAUAAAGAGAAUGGAAGAAAGAAUAAGGAAUCUGAAAUCUAGUUGAGAGAAUGUAGUGGGGAGAUACAAUGAAAAGUUAGACCUAAACAAAAGACUUGCCAUUAGUAAUACUGAUUUAAGAGAGAAAAACUUAGAAUUAUCAUGUAGAAUAGAUAAUAGUAGCAACAGUGUCUCUCCAGAUCGAAAAAUGGUUAAAGAUAUUGAACAGCUUAAAUUAGCAAACAAGUGCUUAUUAAAGGAGAAUGAAAAGAAAGAUAAUGAAAUAGUAAAUCUAAAAAGCAAGAUGCAGAAUUUAGAAGAGAAACUUGAGAAAAUAAUUGCUGUAAUACAAGGUUCUUAAAUAAACUGAAAAACAUGAAGGAGGUAGCACUGCAAAGCAAUCACCUUCACUCAUAUUCUCCUCCUGCCCCACAUGAAGCUAUUUGCAGGCCUAGAUCUUGUGAUGGAAAGGCUUUAGUAAGGUAGAGGAGCCCAGUUUGGGUGAGGAAAGUGUUUAGCUUUGCAAAAGGCGGACCUAAAAAGUAGACUUAAUCAAUCUAUAUCAUUCUGAAACAACCUAUGUUUGCUUCGAUUGCUGUGUUAUCUUCUCAGCCUGGGUCUUGAUUCACUGAAAGAGGAUCUAUGUUAACUACACUUCUGCUAUUGGAGGGGUUAACCAAGGUUUUGAAGUUUGUACAUUUUCAUAUAGUCAUCCUUUCUCCAUUAUUAAUUAUUUAAUUUUUUAUUUUGUGGGUC
Molecule: messenger RNA, 1677 nt
Organism: Moneuplotes crassus
Lineage: Eukaryota; Ciliophora; Spirotrichea; Euplotida; Euplotidae
Source: the annotation of a GenBank genome assembly